Molecule: messenger RNA, 3603 nt
Organism: Cariama cristata (Red-legged seriema)
Lineage: Eukaryota; Metazoa; Chordata; Aves; Cariamiformes; Cariamidae
Product: nuclear factor of activated T-cells, cytoplasmic 3-like
Biological process (GO): cytokine production; regulation of transcription by RNA polymerase II; calcineurin-NFAT signaling cascade
Cellular component (GO): transcription regulator complex
Molecular function (GO): transcription factor binding; RNA polymerase II cis-regulatory region sequence-specific DNA binding; DNA-binding transcription factor activity, RNA polymerase II-specific
Source: RefSeq, a predicted model, not a curated record
AUCUUGAGUCAGAUGACUGUGCAUCCAUAUACAUCUUCAAUGUAGACCAACCAUCAUCCUCUGUAAAUCAGCCAAUUUGUAUUCCUCGCCAUGGAUUGCAGUCUCACUCCUCUCCUCUCUCACCACCUACAAGACUUCAGAGUCAUAAGAACUAUGAAGGAACCUGUGAGGUACCAGAAUCCAAAUACAGUCCCCUAGGUGGACCCAAGCCCUUUGAGUGCCCUAGUAUUCAAAUUACAUCUAUUUCACCUAACUGUCAUCAAGGGAUUGAAACCAAUGAAGAUGAAUUGCACACAAAUGGCACAGAAAAUGAGUAUAUGGAAAGACCAUCACGGGACCAUCUCUAUCUUCCUCUUGAGCCAUCAUAUAGGGAAUCAUCCCUUAGUCCAAGUCCUGCCAGCAGCAUUUCAUCCAGAAGUUGGUUUUCAGAUGCUUCCUCUUGUGAAUCCAUUUCCCAUGUUUAUGAUGAUGUAGACUCAGAGCUAAAUGAAGCAGCUGCUCGAUUUACCCUUGGCUCUCCUUUGGCAUCUCCUGGUGGUUCUCCAAGAGGGCCCAGUGAUGAAUCUUGGCAGCAGCCUUAUGGAUUUGGGCAUGCCUUGUCACCUAGACAGUCCCCGUGUCAUUCUCCUAGAACUAGUAUUACAGAUGAAAAUUGGCUAAGCCCUAGACCGACAUCAAGGCCCUCAUCAAGACCUACAUCCCCCUGUGGGAAACGACGACACUCCAGUGCUGAGAUUUGCUAUGCUGGUUCUCUGUCUCCUCACCAUUCUCCAACUCCAUCACCUGGCCAUUCUCCCAGAGGAAGCGUAACAGAAGACACGUGGCUAAACACUUCCAUCCAUAACGUACAAGGCCUUAAUUCUGGCCUUUCACCAUUUCAGUGUUGUACAGAGACUGAUAUUCCUCUAAAAACAAGAAAGACCUCAGAGGAUCAGACUGCCACUUUAUCAGGAAAAAUAGAUCUCUGUCCUGAAGAACAGGGUAACUUAUCAUCAUCCCUUGAAACUGCAGUGGAUGACUGCUCUGGAUCUCAGCAUACCUUGAAAAAAGAUUUGCCUGGAGACCAAUUUCUUUCUGUUCCUUCGCACUUUACUUGGAACAAACCAAAGCCUGGUCAUACUCCUAUAUUUCGCUCAUCUUCAUUGCCACCUCUUGACUGGCCUUUACCAAGUCAUUACGGGCAGUGUGAACUGAAAAUAGAAGUGCAGCCUAAAACUCAUCACAGAGCUCACUAUGAAACGGAAGGAAGCAGAGGAGCAGUGAAGGCAUCUACUGGAGGACACCCUGUGGUGAAGCUCCUGGGCUACAGCGAAAAGCCAGUAAACCUGCAAAUGUUCAUCGGAACGGCAGAUGAUCGCUACUUAAGACCUCAUGCCUUCUACCAGGUGCACCGAAUCACUGGAAAAACAGUUGCCACCGCUAGUCAAGAGAUAAUAAUUGCCAGCACAAAAGUUUUGGAAAUACCACUUCUUCCUGAAAAUAAUAUGUCAGCCAGUAUCGAUUGUGCUGGUAUUUUGAAACUUCGCAAUUCAGAUAUAGAGCUCCGUAAAGGAGAGACAGAUAUUGGAAGAAAGAAUACCAGAGUGCGACUUGUGUUUCGUGUUCACAUCCCACAACCUAGUGGAAAAGUCUUAUCUCUGCAGACUGCUUCCAUACCUGUUGAAUGCUCUCAGCGAUCUGCUCAAGAACUUCCUCAGAUUGAGAAGUACAGCAUCAAUAGUUGCUCAGUAAAUGGAGGCCAUGAAAUGGUGGUGACAGGAUCCAAUUUUCUUCCAGAAUCCAAAAUUAUAUUUUUUGAAAAAGGACAAGAUGGACGACCUCAGUGGGAGGUAGAAGGGAAAAUAAUUAGGGAAAAGUGUCAAGGGGCAAACAUCAUACUUGAAGUUCCUCCAUACCAUAACAAAACCAUUACAGCUGCAGUUCAGGUGCAGUUUUAUCUCUGCAAUGGCAAGAGGAAAAAAAGCCAGUCUCAACGUUUUACUUAUACACCAGUUAUAAUGAAGCAAGAGCAUAGAGAUGAGGUGGAUUUGUCUGCUGUUCCAUCUUUGGCCCUGCCUCACACAAGCAACGUCCAGGGCCUGCAUUCUAUCCGAACUCAAUUGCCUUCACCAGAGCAAGGGCAUCCACAUGACAAUUUACUGUCUACAUCACCCAGGAGCCUUGUGUGUCCAGUUCAGGCACCAUACACAGCGAUGGUGACCUCAGCGGUAUCCCACCUGCCACAUAUGCAAGGUCGAAACCUUAGUCCAAGUGAAGAGUGUCAUGUUUUGCCUCCUGCUGUGGUUCAGUCUUUUCAGGUAACAUCAGCACCUCCUGUGAGGCCUUCUUACCAGCCUAUGCAGUCUAAUGAUGUAUACAACGGACAGUCUGGUCUUCCUAUGAACUCUGCCUCCAGCCAAGGAUUUGAUGCUAUUUCAUUUCCGCAAGACACAGCUGUACCUCAUUUGAUAAACCUUAGCUGCCAAGCUCUACCACCAAUGCAGUUUCAUUCUUCCAAUCCAGGUUCUGUGUCAACAUCGAGUACAGCAGGGCACCCGCUAGCACACCCAGCUCAUUCGGGACAGUCAUCUCCUCACCUGCCGUCGAUGGGAUACCACUGCCCAAGCACUGGGCAGGGCUCCAUCCCUUCUGCAAUGAGUCGCUCCCUCGGGCAGUCUUCCCCCCAGCUGCAGCAAGUCCCAUACCAUCCUACCAAUCCAGCGUCCGCUUCAUCCCCAUCCCCAACAGCUUCCCACCCUUUGGUCCAUUCACCGCUGUCUGGGCCUUCUUCACCCCAGCUUCAACCUCUGCCUUAUCAAUCUCCUAGCUCAGGACCUGCCUCAUCUCCCCCGCCAACCACUGUAGCUCACUCGGGACAGCACUCCCCUCAAGCACAUAGUCCAGCGUUGGGAGGUCUUAAUGCAGCAUCAUCCCUAGUACGCCGUACCGUAUGCGAUUCAUCUCCAUUUUCACCAGAUGGGGCAGCUAUUAACAUUAAACCAGAACCUGAAGAUCGAGAAUUGAAUUUUCAAACAAUAGGACUGCAAGACAUCACACUAGAUGAUGACAGUUUUAUCUCUGACCUGGAAUACCAGCCAUCAGGUUCAACAGAGAAAUGGACUCAACAUUCAGCCUCAUGUCCAACUCCUAUGUGGAAAAUCUAGAGGUGAAUGAGAUCAUAGGAAGAGAUAUGUCACAGAUCUCAGUGUCACAUGGAACAACAGUGGCCAGCCAGUCUGCACAUACAUGUCCUGGAUCUCUGGAGACAAGACUAUCUGAUGGAAUCCAGUAACGGAUAAGCUUACAACUAAACAUCCAUGAAAACUUAACAGUUUCUCUGAAUAUUUCUUCGUCCUCUUCCUCUUUAGACUUACUGUGCUUCCAACUCUGUGGCCUUUAUGAACUGGAACAGUGGAUCCUUGCAAAGCCCUUUUAGUGGGUUACAUUUUUGAUGUAGAGACAGAGCGUUUUAAUUAUAGUUCAUCAGAUGCUGUAAAGAGACUUCUUAAAAUGGACACACAGAAUCUACACCAGAUAUUUUAACUGUUUAAAAGUUACAAACAAGCUUUGCUUUUUGCAUUUAAAUAGAAUACUUUUAUAUUGUAAGUGCUUCAGAUGUGUGGA